This is a messenger RNA of Thyridium curvatum, 2328 nucleotides long. RefSeq lists its product as uncharacterized. The record is from RefSeq and is a predicted model, not a curated record. Gene Ontology annotation, molecular function: 3-dehydroquinate dehydratase activity. NCBI's taxonomy places the organism in Eukaryota, Fungi, Ascomycota, Sordariomycetes, Thyridiales, Thyridiaceae. The coding region runs from base 1 to 2328 and encodes 775 amino acids. The transcript has a single exon.
AUGGCUGCCGUCCAGCAACUACGCGCGUCGCCAACGCCGGCGCAUUCGGGAAGGGUUAAUGGCGGUCUGCAUGACGUUGCAAUUGAUAUGGAUGUGGACAUGACCGCACCCUCAUUACCCGCAACGAAUGGAACCAGGUUUGGGAGUGGUCCUCAGAGAGGCGAUACGAGGACUGUGGUCAUCGUUCACGGCCCAGGCCAGGACAGCAUCGUUUCAGUCUUUGCCGAGAUUCUCGGGCAACCUUUUUGCUCUCGAGAUAGCUUUGGCGAAAUCACGUCUGCUGACCAGGGGCUGGUCGUCGGCAUUGCUUCAGACAAGGCAAAGACCGACGUGGUCUCACGAGACAAGAUGGCUGUGGUAGCUAUCCACGCGCACUGCGUGAACUUGGGGAUGCCGCCAGACCUCUAUCUUUCGGCAGAGUGUGACUACGAAUUUUUGUACACCAGUGCCCCGUUCUUCAGGAGGGACUUGUCCAGGUUUAUUUCUUUUACGCUGGGUCAAAUCAAUCAUCACGAGACGCUGAUGACGAAACCGAGGACAUACUUCAUCUCAACCACCUUUCCAGAUGUCAGGGCGGCGUUGCCCAACAUCGACAUCCUGACCGUUGGCUCGGAUGCGGUUGAGAUUCGUGUGGAUUUUCUGAAAGAGCCUCUAGGUGACGGCGCCUAUUCUCAAAUACCCAGUCUGAGCUACGUCGGCGAGCAGGUCAUGCUCCUACGGCAGAGGACAGAACUGCCCAUAAUAUUCACAACCAGGUGCACGCGCGAGAACGGUCGGUUUCCCAUGCAAGAUCCCGAUCUCUAUUACGAGUACCUCUACAGGGCAAUUCAAUGGGGCGUGGAGUAUAUCGACGUUGAGCUAUGGCUGCCCGAGAAGAUCAGGAGAAGGCUAUGGCAACAACGAGGAAACAGCCGGAUCAUGUCUGCCUUUCACGAUUUUUCAGGCACGUUCAAGUGGCCUUCAUCCAAAGCCGAGGCUAUCUUCAGGCAGUCUCAACAAUAUGCGGACAUCAUCAAGAUGAUUGCCCUGACAAACGAUCACAACGAGAACUUUGAACUCGAGUACUUCCGGUCAAAGAUGAGGACCGAAUACCCCGACGCACCACCAUUCUCUGCCGUGAACAUGGGUCCAACAGGUCAAUUCUCAAGAACGCUGAACAAGGUCUUCACCCCUAUCACUCACCCCUUGCUUCCCGAGAUUGCCGCACCCGGUCAGAUGAGCGCAGCGGAAAUCAACGCUGCGCUAUCGCUUCUGGGACAACUGCCUAAGAAGAGCAUAUACGGCAUCAGCAGUCCUGCUUCACGAAGCGCCACCCCUACGGCGCCCUUCUAUGAGAAGUGCUUCAACGAACUAGGCUUACCUCACCACUUUGCAGUCGUUGAGCGACAGCCCAAGGGCUCGGCGUGCAUGGAGGCGUGGUGCAACCAAAGGAACUUUGGCGGCGCCUACCUCACCCCGCCCGUCUCCCAUGCCAGCAUCACCGGCAACAACAGCAGUGUCUUCUUCAAGGCCCUCAACGGCGGAGCUGGCCCCAUCCUAAGUGAAGCCGCCCGUGUGAUAGGCAUGGUGGACACCAUCAUCGUCCAGCCUAGCAACUCGACCCCGAGCUCCGCGCCGGCGUCCAUCCCCUCAAGCCCGCACCACAACCAGAGCGAGCCCCACGCACCCGUCUAUAUCUCCGGGCUACCGCCAAGCACGACACUCGUCUUUGACAAUGCCUCCUGGCGAGGCAUCCUGAGCACGCUCACGCGCGACUUUGCCCCCUCGGCGUACUUUGGCCGCUCCGCCAUCGUCCUGGCCUCGACCUCGGACGACGCGGCCAGCGCCAUAUUCGCGCUCAAGGCGCUCCAGAUCGGCAAGGUGUACACGGUGGGCUUCAAGACCCCCGCCGCGCUGGCCCGAGGCCUGACGAUCGAGCCGUUCAACUCGCUCGAGAGCCUGCAGCGGGCGCGGAUGGACGGGGGCGGCGCCACGGACAACAACAGCAGCGGCGCGCCGUUUGUCAUUGUGAGCGCGCUGGCGCCGGAGAAGAGCAACCUCGUCGGCAUGCUCGUGCGCGUCUUUGGCUCCCAACAGCAGCAGCAGCAGCAACAGCAGCAGGUGCCUGGCAGCAGCGCCGCAGCACGACGCGUCUUUCUCGACCUCGCCGACGGAUCCGUGUUGCGGAAAGCCGACCCGUGCGCCGUCGCCGAGCAGAACGGCUUCGCGGCCUAUGGGUUCGCCGACACGGCGGCCUUCACGACCGUCGAGACUCUGCGGCUGCUGGUCGGGCAGAACGUGCCGUACAGCUUUGUCAGGCUUGCCAGUGGGCGAGGGAUCUUUGUGUGA